This is a messenger RNA of Eriocheir sinensis (Chinese mitten crab), 2068 nucleotides long. Its product is annotated as MLX-interacting protein-like. The record is from RefSeq and is a predicted model, not a curated record. Gene Ontology annotation, biological process: regulation of transcription by RNA polymerase II. Gene Ontology annotation, molecular function: RNA polymerase II cis-regulatory region sequence-specific DNA binding; DNA-binding transcription factor activity, RNA polymerase II-specific. Bases 143 to 1927 code for a protein of 594 amino acids. Gene Ontology annotation, cellular component: nucleus. The transcript is spliced from 9 exons. NCBI's taxonomy places the organism in Eukaryota, Metazoa, Arthropoda, Malacostraca, Decapoda, Varunidae.
CAGCAGUGUGGGAGAGCGAGUGAGCAAGUUGGGGAGCCAUUGCCACCAGUCGGUCUGAGAAGCUGGUGGUGUGGAGACGUGUGUGCACCCUAAUGAUGCAGGUGUUGCGUGCUAGCCAGGUGUUUACAGGUGUGCCAGAAGGAUGGAAGUAAUGGUGGCGAGGAUGACAGCGGAUAUUACCACAGGGGGGAGCAUCACCAUGGGGAGAAAAGGGGAGAAGGAGGUGAUUCACUCGGGGCACUUUAUGGUGUCUGACUUCGAGGCUGAGGCACAAGAUGACGAAGAGAAUGUCCUCCUGGAGAUUCCUGGGGACAUCGAGGAGGCUGCCGGGGCCCCGAGUGUCCAAGGGCAUAACCCCCAGAGCCAAGUGGGGGUCAUCACAUAUGCUAAGAAGAGCCGUGUGGAGACUGUUAGUAUUGAUAGUUCCCUCACCAAGCUCUUCAACGCCAUGUCUCUUGCUUACAGACACAAGAUCACGUCGCCUAAGUGGAAUCGGUUCAAGGGCCUCAAGUUGCGAUGGAAGGACAAGAUUCGCCUCAACAACGUCAUCUGGCGGUGCUGGCAUAUGCAGUUCAUCCGGAAGAAAAGGAUGACAGUGUGCCAAUUCGCGUUGGACGUCGACAUCCACAACAAACCCGAGGCCAUUGUGCUGGAAGGGAAGUACUGGAAGAGGCAGAUGGAGGCGGUGAUGGCGGAGUACAAGAAGUGGAGGAUAUACUACCGGAACAAAAUCUGCGGCAAGACCACCCUUGAAAAUGAUUCGUCAGGAAGACAAUCGAAGAAAGAAUCAAUUUGCUUAGUAGAACCCCCCAAGAAGCCUGGCCCUAACGACUGCACACCUGAGGGCAGUGAGGGCCAAGGUCAAGGCCAUCAUAAACAUCCUAACCUCUUUGACCUGGAUGGCAUGGACCUGACGAGGAACUAUGGGAUGCCCAUCUCCCUCGAGGAUGGAGACUUCUCAGAGUUCAUGGACUUCACGGACGUCCUCUUCUCCUCCCUCAUGAGCACGCCGCAGCCCUUUGCCUUCCCCAACCCAAGGGAGAUCGCUCGAGGCACCGGGAACUCAGACUUCAUCCAGCCGGGCCUCAUCCAACUUCAACCUAACCUGGAUGACUUCAUGGAUAUUGUGGAGCCACUUCAAGAGAUGCUGGGGGUGCGCGGGUUGCCCUCUGUGCCGGAGGAAGACCUGCUGCCGGAGGUGGCCGGGGGGGCGCCUGACCUGCCGCCUCCCCCAGCCGCCCCCGCCACCACGGUCGCCACCACCACGGGGAUGCAGUAUCCGCCAUCACCCACCAACACCUUCCUGCCCUCCCCUACACACCAGCAGUACCAGCCUGCCGUACACCACCACCGCCACCACCAGCACCAGCAGGAUGUGCACCAGCAGCAACAACAGCAGCAGCAACAACAGCAACAGCAGCAGCGGGAGGUGCAGCAGCAGCAGCAGCAACAGCAGCAGCAGCAGCAGCAGAUGGUGACGGUGCCCACACCGUCACCACCGCUGUACAAUGCCGCCCAGCUGUCGCCCCUGCAGCGGCUGCCGCAGCCCACCACGCCGCCACAGCUGCAGCAGGCGCACACCCCGCCCCGCACCUUCCUCCGCAGCCAGAGCCAGCAAGAGCUGGGCGCGGGGCAGGUGGCGGCGGCGGUGGCGGCUGUUGCAUCUGCUGCGCCGCCCCAGCACGACGCCUUCGCGGUGCCCAAGGUAUGUCACACUCCUCACUGCUUAUCUCUGCCGCCUCCGCCGCCUUCACCUUCGCCUCCCGCCAGUAAUGGCUUUAUUGUUGUUGUCACCUCCGCCGCCACUGACGGCGGCGGGGCGGGAGGGAAAGCGGCGGCCGGGGCGGCUGCCUGGGUGCUGGGCUGGACUGCUCACGGGGACUGGGCCGCUGCUUGUCUGCUGCAAGUCUGUGGAGGAAAUUGGUGAGUGGGGGCAGCAGCGGCAGCGGCAGGCCCCUGCAGCAGCAGCACAGCGUCAGGGCCGGGGCCACGCAUCGUCCUGCAAUUGGGCCUUCACACUCAACAACGGCAACUUUAUCAUGUGUCCAAACUGGUCGGCGGCACAUUC